AUGGCCCCAAGAGCGACAGCCCUUCGGCUCGUUGCCAAAAGGACGCUCACACCUUCAUUAUGCCAAACGAUGAAGAUGAGAUAUUCCACCGUCCCUCUGGCGUAUGAUCUUCACGAGCCGGCCAAGCCGUCGGUUGGUAACCCCAACAAGAACUCGCCUAUUGUUUUCAUGCACGGGUUGUUUGGGUCGAAGAAGAAUAACAGAACGAUAAGUAAAGUCCUCGCCCGUGACCUAGGCCGCUCCGUCUACGCCAUUGACCUCCGCAACCACGGGGACUCCCCCCACGACCCCCACCACAACUACACCGCCAUGGCCGCCGACGUAGGCGACUUUAUCAAGCAGCACGACCUCAAAGACCCUUGCCUGAUCGGCCACUCCAUGUUCGUCCCCCUCCCCCCUCCUUCCCCCAUUAUCUUACCAACCCCCUCUCCUCUCAGGGGCGCCAAAGCAGCAAUGACCCUCUCUCUCACCUCCCCCACCCUAAUCUCCUCCCUCAUCUCCGUCGACAACGCCCCCGUCGACGCCCGCCUUGAGUCCGACUUUGCCCGCUACAUCCGCGGCAUGAAAGAGAUCGAAUCCUCCGAGGUCACCAAACAAUCCCAAGCAGACUCCAUCCUCCAGUCCUACGAACCCUCCGUCACAAUCCGCCAGUUCCUCCUCGGAAACCUCCACCGUCCCCGCCACCCCGAGUCUCAGGUCCAAAAGUUCAAGGUUCCGCUGAGCAUCAUCGGGAAGGCGCUCGAUCACCUGGGUGACUUUCCCUUUAAAGAUCCCAGAGAGGUCAGGUUUGAGAAACCGGCGCUGUUUGUCAGGGGAACAAAGUCGAAAUAUGUCCCUGACGAGGUCAUCCCGCUGAUAGGCCAGUUUUUCCCCAGGUUUGAGCUGGUGGAUGUCGAGGCGGGCCAUUGGUUGAUUAGUGAGAAUCCCGAGGCGUUUAGGAGGGCGGUGGUGGAGUUUUUGAGUCCGAAGGAAUAG
Molecule: messenger RNA, 975 nt
Organism: Podospora pseudocomata
Lineage: Eukaryota; Fungi; Ascomycota; Sordariomycetes; Sordariales; Podosporaceae
Exons: 3
Coding region: 1-975 (324 amino acids)
Cellular component (GO): mitochondrion
Molecular function (GO): carboxylic ester hydrolase activity
Source: RefSeq, a predicted model, not a curated record